AUGGAAAAGCGGAGCAACUUCCGAUGCGUGGAGGUGCCCGCGGACGGAUCCUGCAUGUUUCAUGCGAUUGCGGCCACCCUCGCUGGUAGAGACGUGACACCAGACGAAUUGAAGAGAGUGUCGGGACGGUUGAGAGAUGCGGCGAUCGGUUAUGUGUUGAGGUUUUGGCGGUCGUCUUUGGGAGGCGUCCGAGGGAAUCCGACGGGGAGGGACUUGGUCGAACUAGAGUACAAAUCUGCCGAGGGAGAAGACGCAGCCAAGUCGGUCCGAGGACCCAUAUCGACCCUCAUCAGAUGGGAGGCCGCUGGAAAGAUUAAGGUCGAGCGAAGUCCCGGAGGAAAGCGGAUCUACGACCUCAAGAGUCUCGAUCCAUCCGACACGGUGUCCAACUCGUGGUUCUCAAACAAGACGAUAAGUCUCCAGAAGCAGAGCUGGCGGAGGACGUGCUCGCGGUCGUUCAGGUGUUCGGCUGUCGAUGGAACGGAAGACGAUACGGAAGAGAUACGAGCUGUGCCGAAAAAGGACGAGGACGACCAGGAGAGCGACGAAGAGGAGGUGGAGAAGGACCAGGAGAAGCUAAUCAGGAUGAGGAAGGUUCGGAUCCUCCCAAAGAAGUAUCAGAAGAGAAUCCUGAACGACUGGAGGCACUCAGCUCGAUACAGCUACAAUAAGGCGGUGUUUCUCAUGAACGAGACAGCGAGCUUCAAUAAGAUGUACCUUCGGGACCUCAUUACUCCGGCUGAGGUGAACGGAGACAAACCACACCUCUUGAAUACACCCAAGGACGUGAGGGCCGCUGCAGUCUUCGAAGCGGCCAACAAUGCAAAAGCCUGCUUCACUAGUCUCGCACGCGGAAACAUCGCUCAUUUCGAGCUCGCCUUCAAGUCGAGAAAGGAGGAAGAUUCUAAAGAAUGGUGUGUUGGUGUAGCAAAGACCGCUAUCAAGAGUAGAGGCAAGCGCACCUUGAUCAUCUACGGAGACUAUUGUCCUUGGGAGUUCGAGACGCUGGGUGCAAUCGGUGAGAUUACGAAGGACUGUCGGCUACAGUUCGAUGGUGCCAGAUACUACCUCCUCAUCCCCUAUCGGAAAGCUCGCCCUAUGAAAGUGAGGAGCGAAAGCAAGUCCCUUAUCAACGAAACCAAGGAGGCCGUGAUCGCCCUCGAUCCGGCGGUGAGGACGUUCCAGACAGCGUAUAGCCCCAGCGAGGCAUACAAGUUGGGCGAUGGGUGCGCCAAGCGUCUCUUCUCAUUAGCCAUCACUUUAGAUCGACUCCUGGCCUUCGAAAAGCGCAUCCCGAAGGAACACCGCAGGAAGCGACGAUCGGUGCGACUGAGAAUCAUCAAGGUCCGGAGGAAGAUCGCUAACUUGCGUGACGAGAUGCAUUAUAAGGUCGCAGAGUUCCUGACUCGAAAGGCCAAGGUUAUACUCUUACCGUCAUUCGAGACCAGCGAGAUGGUUCAAAAAAUCCGACGUCGCAUCGGGAGCAAGACCGUCAGGCAGAUGUCCUUUCUGUCGCACUACAAGUUUAAGCAGCGGCUGAUAGCCAAAGCCGCUGACCGAGGAAUAGCUCUCAAUUUCUUCAUACAAGGUCUCUGCCUGUAUUUCUUCGUCAGAAUGGUAGACCAGGCCAAAAAGGUUCCAGCGGCCCUCCUAUCUUCGACAUAA
Klebsormidium nitens is the source of this 1665-nucleotide messenger RNA. Lineage: Eukaryota; Viridiplantae; Streptophyta; Klebsormidiophyceae; Klebsormidiales; Klebsormidiaceae. The record is from the annotation of a GenBank genome assembly.